AUGGAGUUUUACUCGGYCACAAAGAAGGAAAUUAUGUCAUUUGAGGAAAAAUGGAUGAAACCGGACAGCAUCUUGUUGAGUGAAACAAACCAGUCUCAGAAAGUCCAGGGUCCAAGAAUGUCCAGAGAGGACUCAGCACYUCUGGUGAUAACUGGGACCCUAGGAGGGUCUGUCACUCUGCCCCUGCAUGUGCUGCCAGGACAGCAGGUAGAGAGUAUCUCCUGGAUGUCCCGUUCAGUCCCUGGGGCAAUUGCCACAGUCACCAUAGUAGAAGGUGGAGGACGAGACACCUUUUACCAGGCGGAGAGCCGGUACUGGGGCCGCAURAAUGUGGUGGGUCCAGGCCACUCCCUGCAGAUUGGCAAUCUGAGCCAAGAGGAUGCAGGGUACUACCGGGCCCACAUUAACCUGAGGACUUCCCUUAUCACUCAUACCCAGGAGUACCAGCUGCAAGUCUUUGAAAAGCUGGUCCCACCCCGCGUCACACUGAGCUCCAGGAUUGGUGAUAAUGGAAACUGYAUCAUCAUCCUGACAUGUGUGGCAGAAAGCGGAGGAGACACUGUGGCCUACAGCUGGACACCACUGGGUCCCCGGACUGUGAUAUCCCAUGGAGGGUCUGUCCUCAGUGUUUCCUUGAGGCCAGAGGACAGUGCUCUGACCUUUACCUGCGUAAUCAAGAACCCAGUCAGCAACAGCAGCUCCCACCCGGUCUCAGUGCCACACAUUUGUACAGGGAGGCUGAAGAAGCCCAAUAUCACUGUCCGCUCCCAGAUCAUGAGGAACAGGACCUGCUUCGUCACCUUGGCCUGCUUCGUGGAAGAAGCCGGAGAAGAUGUUCAGUACAGCUGGGACCCCCAUGGCCAGGGGGAAGUUGUGUCCCAUGGAGGAACCACUCUCAGGGUCUCCUGGAGAUCUGGGGACAGUGGCAGCUACCGCUGCACUGCCAGGAAUCCAGUCGGCCAGAACUCUAGUUCCAUCCCCAUGAGGCCCCUCUGUUCAGCUUCCCUCCUAUCUUGUUCCCUGAGGAAAGAGUUUCUCCUCUUUUGGAUCCUGGGAGCUUUGAAGAUUGAGUGGAUUUGAAUUUGACACUGCAGAGGGCAAGAAGAAGAAUAGAAA
This is a messenger RNA of Urocitellus parryii (Arctic ground squirrel), 1116 nucleotides long. Lineage: Eukaryota; Metazoa; Chordata; Mammalia; Rodentia; Sciuridae. The record is from RefSeq and is a predicted model, not a curated record.